Fulvia fulva is the source of this 1065-nucleotide messenger RNA. RefSeq names its product Monothiol glutaredoxin-7. Gene Ontology annotation, molecular function: glutathione disulfide oxidoreductase activity. The coding region runs from base 1 to 1065 and encodes 354 amino acids. The transcript is spliced from 2 exons. NCBI's taxonomy places the organism in Eukaryota, Fungi, Ascomycota, Dothideomycetes, Mycosphaerellales, Mycosphaerellaceae. Gene Ontology annotation, biological process: cellular response to oxidative stress. The record is from RefSeq and is a predicted model, not a curated record. Gene Ontology annotation, cellular component: Golgi lumen; cis-Golgi network; cytoplasm.
AUGACCUUGGGCGACAUCAGAACCACGCCGAUCCAGUUUAUUGACGUGUCUGUAGCACCACUUGUCUUGCUACAGCCACAUUCUCUUCACCACCUCCGGCCCUUCAGGAUAUCGAGCGACAAACCACCCUUACCAUUCCUUCACCUGACUUCACUUCGACAGCCUGCGACAAUGCCUUCCGGACGGCAGUUCAAGGUCAUUGGCCUUGUGACGCUACUAGUGGUUCUGGCUCUGUACUACGUAACCAAUGGCGAACAAUUAACCCACGAAUCGGAGUUCUACAAGAAGACCGUCAAAGCCAUGGAACACAAAAAGACCGCAGCCGAGAAGCAAGCAACAUACGUCAAGGAGAAAGAGACACAGGAACGAAUUGAGCGAUUGCAGAAGGAACACGAUGCUGCGACGGCGACGCUUGCGACUAGCGAAUCGACCGAAGCUGCGGCGCCGGUGCCGCGACCGCAGAAGCAGAAGCCGAUUGUGGGUGAUGCGCCUACUAGUGGGGAGAAGAGUGUGGCGGGCAGGAAGAAGAUGCAGGAUGGGAAGAUUGUGGAUAAGAAGCCGGCGACGGAUAAUGAUGAUGGUGUAGCCAAGGUGGGGAAUGUCGCGUCGAAGACAUCGAGUGCGUCGAAGGGGGACAGCGAGGAGACGGAGAGCGAGGAAGAUCAUGAGGUGGAGACGGAGUUGAACGAUAUUCUCAAGAAGGGGCCCAUAAUCGUCUUUUCAAAAAGUUACUGUCCCUUCAGCAAGAAGGCCAAGCACAUCCUCCUCGACCUCUACACCAUCUCCCCCAAACCCUACAUCGUCGAACUCGACCAACACAAACUCGGCUCCGGCCUCCAAGACGCCCUCCUCAAAUCCACCGGCCGGCGAACAGUCCCCAACGUCUUAAUCAACGGCAAAUCCAUCGGCGGCGGCGAUGACGUUCAGGCUUUACAUGACAAUGACAAGGUUAUCGAUACGAUCAAGGCCAUGGGCGGAAAGAGGAUUGUGAGUGUUGAGAAGAAUCAGGACGCUGAAAGUGGGGGGCAUCGUGAGACGAGGGCGGAGGUGAAGUUUAAGGCGUGA